This is a messenger RNA of Erpetoichthys calabaricus (reedfish), 2153 nucleotides long. Its product is annotated as gastrula zinc finger protein XlCGF8.2DB-like. The coding region runs from base 659 to 1795 and encodes 378 amino acids. Lineage: Eukaryota; Metazoa; Chordata; Cladistia; Polypteriformes; Polypteridae. The transcript has a single exon. The record is from RefSeq and is a predicted model, not a curated record.
AGCAGAACUCUAGAACUGAAUCCAUCAUUGAAGAUAACCCAUCCAUUGAAGGGUCCCUUUAAAGACAAGGAGGAUAUGAAUGAGAGGAACAACAAGAAAGUAAGGCUUAGCAGGAGCAGUGAGUAGGGGGCAGCUUGAGUUGGCCGAAUCCUCCUGACAGCCACACUUUAUCAGAUUUACUUGUCGGAUCUCACUAAUCCAGCCAUCCAUUUUCUUCUCCUGGGGUCACAGGCAGUGUUUGAAGUUAGUCAGUCACAAUUCCACUGCAGGGCACACUGGCAUACAUGUCCACUCUCAGUCACACCAGACAGUGAUUAGUACAGCAGACAUGUAUAUGUAGUAUGAGAAGAAGAUGGAGAAACAGAUAGGAGGUGAAUGGGCAAAGGCCACUCAGUGGACAGAGAAGAAACAGAACUGAGAGGUGAGGCAGAAGCAUUAACUAGUGAGAUAGAUCUCUCUUUUAUAAUAUAUAAAUUUAAAAAUGACUGAACUGUUUGUAUUAUUGCAGAUUUUCAGAACAGCUACAGCUUCUCUAUGUCUUCAUUUGCUCAGACAUCUUUUCAGUGCAGACUGCAACAGAAACGGGAUGUAAUGAAGAAAUCACCAAGAGGAUCAGAGAAUUUGACUGCAGUGUCUUUCCAGUGCAGUUCUCUUCUUAAUGCCAAACAUGAACAAACAGAAGUCAUCAACACUGAUGAACAUGCGCAUAAUAGAGAUGAAGACGCCUUGCAUACAAGCCGAGAGUGUGGAAAAACUUCUAACGACAAAUCUGACUGUAAAGAUAAGUCAAUUCAUGCAAGUCAGAAGCCAUACGCCUGUUCCCGAAUGUGGCAAACUAUUUCCACACAGAAAAAGUCUACUCAGGCAUAAAAGAAUUCACAGUGGGAAAACGUCUCACUGCUGUCCAGAGUGCGGCAAGCAAUUCUCAGAUAACAGUGCACUUCAGCGUCACACACGUGUUCAUACUGGAGAGAAGCCAUACAGCUGUGACAAAUGUGGUAAAGGAUUUUCUUAUAAGUGCAAUCUUCAAAAUCAUAAAAAUAUUCACACUGGAGACAAACCUUAUUGCUGUUCAGAGUGUGGUAAAGGAUUCUCAUUUUUAGGUCAUUUUAAUGUCCACUUGAGAAUUCACAGCGGACAGAAGCCUUAUUGUUGUAGUGAAUGUGGCAAACGAUUCAUACAUAAAAGUGGCCUGCAGAGGCACAUUAGAAUUCACACUGCAGAAAAACCUUACUAUUGUUCAGAGUGUGGCAAACAGUUCUCAGAUGGUCGCACACUUCAGAAGCACUCACGGGUUCACACUGGAGAAAUGCCGUAUUGCUGUUCUGAGUGUGGUAAACAAUUUUCUGAUAGCUGCGCUCUUCAGAGCUACACAAGAUUUCACACUAGAGAAAAACAAACAUAUUGCUGUUCAGAAUGUGGCAGACAAUGUCAUAGUCCUAGUAGUCUCCAAAGACACAUGCGAGUUCAUACUGGAGAAAAGACCUGUUCUUGUUCGGAAUGUGGCAAACAAUUCUUUGACCGUAGCGGCCUUCAGCAGCAUACAAGAAUUCAUACCGGAGAGAAGCCAUAUUGCUGUCCUGAAUGUGGCAAACGAUUCUCUUACAGUAGCUCUCUUCGUCAGCACACACAAAUUCAUACUGGAGAGAAGCCGUACUGUUGUCCUGAAUGUGGUAAACAAUUUACACAAAGAAGAAGCCUUAACUACCACUCAAACAUGCACACUAGAGAGAAACGAAUCCAAGCUAAGCUAGCUGGCCAAAAAAAAAACACCAAUACUUUGCCGGGGUGCUGAAGUAAGCGAGUCUCAUCAUAAGAAACUUCCAGUAUUUUUAGUCACCCUACCAAUAACCACUACUGUGUACGUACUGCAACAAAAGACAUCAUUAGGAACUGAUCAGAUGCCACAGGAAGGACUUGCUUCAAAUUUACAGGAAUGACAGUUAUGGUAGUACAGCAGAGCUGUCCUGACGAGAUUGUGACAGUUCACGCACAGAACCCAUUGGGAGAAGUUCACUCUGAGAUAUUCUGAAAGAGGGUAAGCGAUUUUCACAUAAAGGUACAUUUUAGCAGCACAUAAUAAUUCAUACUGGGCAGAAACUGGGUUCAAGACAGCUCCAUGGUUUUCCUCCAUAUUUCAGAAAUUACUUAAU